Tuber aestivum (summer truffle) is the source of this 5231-nucleotide messenger RNA. The record is from the annotation of a GenBank genome assembly. NCBI's taxonomy places the organism in Eukaryota, Fungi, Ascomycota, Pezizomycetes, Pezizales, Tuberaceae.
AUGGGUGGAAAAAAGAAAAAUAAGGUUGCAUCUAAUCCUGCACGCGGGUUUGCUACUACCUCAGUGCCAUCCAAAACGAAAACACCUGCGCCAGUCCCCGAAGGUCCGGAUGAAAAAGAGAUAGACCCUCUUGCGGUGUCGGAGCCUUCGGAGCGGCGUCCGGGAAAGUCUGAUGAGAUUUCACGUAUCCCGAACGAGGAAGAGACGGAGGAGCACCGAUUGAAGGCGCUUGUUGAAAAGCUGGGCCCAGGGGUCAGGAAGGAAACGCGAAGAAUUGUGGCCAGGGCGGAGAUCGAGAAACGCACAAUUAGGAGUAACUACUACCCUUUGAAGUUGAACGAACUUCUCGAGUUCGGCUUUGUGGGUUAUAACAACCGGUUAAAGAUCACUAGCGGAGUGAAGGAGCUUGGGGUGGGUGACCAGAUUCUGGCGCUUGCUAAGGAAGAAUUCCUUCAAAUGCGUGGGGGGAAUGAGACUGAAUGUAAACGAGGAGAAUCUUUACUCUUGAAUGCUUGGAUUCUACAAAAAACCUUUAUCUCCAUGGGAUUUCCAAAGGGAAGGGUCGAGGAGGGGUUGCAGGCACUAGUCAGUCACGGUUCCACAGUUCUUGAUAAAGAAAAAGGUUUAGAUGGUGCAUUGGAGGAAAUGUUUGAUUGGCUAGCACUCAAUUGCGAGGAAGAGGAGCUUCCGGGGUUUUAUGAUGAGUCUGGUAAAGGGAAGAAAGAAGUGUGCUCAGGCUCAUCAGGUGCUUGUUCUCACCUAAGCAGGGUUGUAUCCCGAAUACUAAUGGUGCCAUCAGACUUCUCACCUAGUGAAACGAAACCUGAUUCUGGAGCAUCUGCUCCCCGAGAGCCCUUCGGGGCUGACAGGCGUCAUUUGACUGGAAACUUGCGUCAGGUUGCUGAUUGGAGUCUUGAAAGUAGAGAUGUUUCCCGUGAGGGUGAGAGGGUUGGGAAUAAUGAAAGUGAUCAUAGUGGGGAUGAAGAGGUGGAGAUUGAGCCGGAGGAACUAAUUCCACAAUACAUCAAGCUACAGACGCAAAAAUAUCACCUUCAUCCUGCUUCUACAAUCAUAGCUGGCAGGAAAGUUAAGGGGAAAAAAGAGGAAACAGCUUCCUCAAUAGCUAGCGCUUCUGCUGCCGAAGCGGAACAACUCAACAAGAUUCACAAAAGGCUUGAUGGACUCACCCGUGACCCGCUGUUUGACCUCCGGGAAGCAGAGGAAGUCUGGCGUGUAGAGAGGUUGAGGUUGGAAAAGGAAAAAUGGGUCGGAAAGCAGAGCGGAGGGGGCUCCACCACUAAGAAAGGAGCUAAAGUGUCGGUCGUCUAUACAGUCAACUCUGAAGGCAGCGAGGAUAAAGAAGAGACAGAGUCUACUUCCCCUGUCUAUUUGCCGCAUACGGGAGAGGAUUCGGAUACGGAUCUGGGGAUCAUGGGUGGCCUUUUUGAACCAGCACCGACAGAAGAAUCAGCCGUUGUGCAAGGGGGUGAGAAUGAGAGAGUGGGUGUCAGAGAUUUCGAGCUGGUCAACACUUCUGGGGGAAAUUUUGGAAAAGGGAAGCCGAAAGGAAAAGCAGGGGUUGGUACACCUGCGGUCAAGAGGGUCUUGGAGGAGCUUUGCCGAAGCCGGUAAGUAUAGCCCCAAGAAUCGCGGAACCGGGCUUGCUGAUUUUUUUAGGGAUGCGAAUUCCAGAAUCCGCUUCGAAGCGAUUCCGGGGACAUCGAUUUCGGCCCGGAGCAAACUAAUCAUUACUUGGUCUUCCAUUCCCGAAUCAUCGUCUGUCGAUGUCUCCCCUAUAACUCCAACCCUCGAUGGUGCCCGCCCACCUGUUAUUAUCUCAUCCACGGGCUUGCUUUGUACUACGUUUUCUAUGGCAUCAAUUGCGGCGAUGAGUAAGGACCAAGCGGACGGCUUCAUUGCUACUUAUGCCCUUUUCAAGUUAUCCGGUAAAAAGGAUGAAAAAAUAUAUUUUCGGCUCCCAAGCAUUUGGCGUGAGCUGUGGAUUGAGCUGCUGAAUGAGGGCCAACUGGAAUCCGGAAGGCAGGAGCGGGAGGUUCUCCGGCAUUUGGAAAAAACUUUAAAUAUAGAAAAAUUCGACCAUUCUGGCUCCGAUCAUUUCGCAGGAAGGAAGGCUCGGAUUACUAAAACUGUUGGCUCUGGGGAGCAAGGGACCACGGCUAGAGGGGUGGGGCCCGGGAAUAUGGUUUCAGACGCAAUAAAAAAAGAUUGGUUUUACAGAACAAAUCGUUCCGGAUAUCAACAGAUGUUGAAACAUAGAAGGCAGUUGCCAAUGUGGGCGUUCAAAGAAGAGGUGCUGGCUGCUGUGGAAAAUAACCAAGUGGUUAUUAUAUGUGGUGAAACUGGAUGGUAUUUAGAAAAUCAUUCACGCAUCUUUGAGUGGUAAAAUGUUCUAACUUUCGAUCAUAGCGGAAAGAGCACGCAAACUCCUGCUUUCAUCUUGGAGCGCGAACUCUCCCAGGGGAAAGCUUGCCGCAUAUACUGUACAGAGGUAAUGGUUCUUUCAUCUCGCUCCAUGUAUCUUACUAAAAAAUGGUAGCCACGUAGAAUUUCCGCAAUAUCUCUUGCGAGACGUGUAUCGGAAGAGCUAGGUGAAAGAAAAUCCGAAGUUGGUGGUAGGAAUUCACUUGUUGGAUACGCUAUUAGGCUUGAGGGUAGAAUGCACUCUGGUACAAGGUUAAUCUAUGCGACUACGGUGCGUUCUUUCCCAUUCCUUCUGUAGGGUUUGAAUGGGCGACGCUGAUUCUGUUAGGGUAUUGUCAUGCGCAUGCUUGAGAGGUCAUCAGAAUUAGAAGAAGUGACUCAUCUGGUGUUGGACGAGGUUCAUGAGAGGAGUAUAGAUAGCGACUUUCUGUUGCUUGUUUUGAAGAAGCUAUUGGCGCAGAGAAAGAACCUAAAGUAAUUAUUCGCACUCAAUAAAAGUUUUUCGAUGAUUCUAAUGGCUUUAGGGUUGUUCUCAUGUCUGCUACUGUCGAUGCAGACAAAUUUUCAGCAUAUCUUGGUGGUGCGCCAGUCAUGAGGGUUCCGGGAAGGACGUUCCCCGUGGAGACUCACUAUCUUGAGGAUGCUAUCAGACUCACUCAGUAUACUGUUGAAGAUGAUGCUCGAGGAUCACGUAAUCAAGGUGCGUGGGAGGACGAUGAGGAGGAGGUUGAGCUUAAGAAUGCUAGUGCUCUCAUCGGGGAUCUGCGGGGUUACCCACCCGAGAUAAAGGAUACCUUGUGCCGCCUGGAUCUCCGUCUUAUCAACUAUGAGUUGAUCGUUCGUCUUAUUGACUUUGUUGGAAGCUCACCUGGGUAUGUGGACUACUCUAAGGCGAUACUUGUCUUCAUGCCUGGUUUUGCCGAAAUUCGAAGACUAAACGAUAUGUUAAUGGCACAUCCGACUCUCGGCAGUAAUCAGGGCGAUGGGGGAUGGUUGAUAUAUCCACUUCAUUCAACGAUCGCAAGUGAGGAUCAAGAGGCAGCAUUUUCGAUACCUCCUCCAGGAAUGAGGAAGAUUGUUAUUGCGACUAAUAUUGCGGAAACUGGAAUAACAAUUCCCGAUGUUACUUGCGUUAUAGAUACAGGAAAGCACAAAGAAAUGCGAUUUGAUGAAAGGAGGCAGCUUAGCAGACUUGUGGAGACCUUUGUGAGCCAGGCAAAUGCAAAACAAAGAAGGGGUAGAGCUGGAAGAGUUCAAAAAGGGCUAUGCUUUCACUUGUUCACCAAAAUCCAACACAACAAUUGGGUAUGCGUUUCUGGUGUCCUUUCUACCCAGAUUUGGGGAAUUUAUUGACUUUUCCCGGCAGAUGACUGAAGAGCAGACUCCUGAAAUUAUGAGAUUGUCUCUUCAGGAUCUCGUGUUGAGGAUUAAAAUUUGCAAACUCGGCCAAGUUGAAGAGGUCUUAUCGCAGGCACUCGAUGCCCCUUUACCAAAGAAUAUUAGGCGGGCUAUAGAUUCCCUACUUGAGGUUGACCCCAUGAUUCCGAGAAACACGAAGUAUCUGACGGUCCGUAGGUAAAAGCGUUAACGGUGACUGAAGAGCUUACGGCCUUAGGGCGUCAACUUGCAAAGCUGCCUCUGGAUGUUUAUCUCGGGAAACUGGUGCUCAUGGGCUCUAUUUAUGGAUGUUUGGAUGCGGCCCUCACCAUUGCAGCUAUCUUAUCCUCGAAGUCUCCCUUCGUUACCCCACUAGGACACAGAAAGGAAGCCGAAUCUUGCAGAUUGUCUUUCAAGAGAGCUGACUCUGAUCUGCUCACUGGUUGGAAUGCGUACUCUUCGUGGAGACGGGUUUGCCAAAGGAAAACAAUGAUGUCUGAGAGUGAAUUUUGCCAGAAAAACUAUCUCAGUAGCCGAAAUUUAGUUGGGAUUGAGGAAUUGAAGCAGCAGCUUCUUGUUUCUGUGGUUGAAGCUAAGUUUCUAACCCUGAAAGAGGAGGAGAAAACAGAGUUAAACCGGUAGGCUUCCUAUCUAAUUCGGGGUGUGAUGCUCACUUGUCGCCCAGAUGCCGAUUUUCUACUUACUAUCGGCGCAAAUUCUUCACUGUCCCAGAGUCAGUCAACCACAGCAGCGAAAACGAUUCUGUAGUGAAUUCGGUUAUUGCUGCAAGCUUCUACCCUAAGCUAUUGGCUAAGGGAGACAAGGGAUGGCGAAAUAUUCUCAACAACCAUACUAUUGCCGUCCAUCCAAACUCGGUAAACCGACACACAAAUAGCGAGUGGUUGGCAUUCCAUAGCAUUAUGCAAUCCAAUAGGUCAAGCUCCUUUGAAUCUUGUACGCCGGUAGAAGUUUAACAAUAUCACAGGUCCUAUGCACACGAAACCAGCCAUGUGGAGAGCAUUGCAGUUGCACUACUCUGUGGAGAUGUUGACUAUAAGGCAUGUAGCAAGUAUGAAAUAAUAGAAGACGAGUGACCUGACUCUGGCGUUAGAUGCAUGCGGGUACAAUGAUACUUGAUGGACACCGGGCGAAAUUCGCCUUCGAAGAUUGGAAAAGUUUAAUUGCAUUCAAAAUCCUGCGGAGUAGGCUUAAGGAAAUUACAGUUCGCUCGUUCCGUGGCCCUGGAAAGGGAUUGACUGAAAACCAGACGAGAUGGAUGCAACUAUUCUAUAGGGUGUUUCUGAGAUUAAAACAGAUACAGGAGGAGAGGGCAGGAGGUGGUAGCGAUAGAGACUAAUAUAGAUAUCAUAGCACAUGAGCCAUGAUUUGGCAGAAUAAACGCAUUGGACAUG